CGCUCGCUGGAGCGUCUCUGGCCUGGCUGCGACAUUUCCCUCUGCGCGCUCGGAGCUCAUCCAUUUGUUUUCCCUCCUCCGGAUAAAACCCAGGAGGAGAGAGAUAUGGCUGCCGCGGAGAAUUUUAACGACUUGGAGUGUAAUUCAUCCGAGGAGGAGAGUAACCGUGCGGCCUUGGUGGGGAAACGGGAGGAAAAGACCUCCCCAGUGGUGCGUCGGCAUCAUCCGUUCAGCGUGGAGGCGCUCAUGUCCGGGAGGAAAUCGGAAGACGGCCGCGGCGCCAGAGACUUCACCUGCGCUGUGUCACCGCCAGGUCUGAACUCUCUGUAUCUGUGCCGAGAGGCGUGCAGUCCCACCGGGGGGAGCCGGAAAAGCUUACCGGCAGUGCCUUCGUCGCCGGUCAAAUCCGAGGCGUCAGAGUCCGAGUCAGACUGCGCGCCCUGGGUCACCAACAGCGCGUUCCCAACACAACCACGUCACAUCAGUGCUGCCUGCCAGCUGAGGAAACACAAGACCAACCGGAAGCCCCGCACUCCUUUCACCACGUCCCAGCUCCUGGCCCUGGAGAGGAAGUUCAGACAGAAGCAGUACCUGUCCAUCGCAGAGCGCGCCGAGUUCUCCUCCUCUCUGACCCUGACAGAGACCCAGGUCAAGAUCUGGUUCCAAAACCGUCGGGCUAAGGCCAAGAGGCUCCAGGAGGCCGAGCUGGAGAAGCUCAAGAUGGCCACCGACGCCAAGACGGCAGCGGUGGCGGCGGCGGCUGCUGGAGCUCUGCAUCCCGGGUUCACGUUGCCGCUGUCGCUGGGUGCCAUGUCCCUGUACGGACAGUCGUACUCGGCCUUUCACCACCACCACAGACCCUUACUGCCCAUUUCACCUCUCGGACUGUAUGCUGCCCCCUUGGGCUACAACAUGUACCACUUAUCAUAACUACUUUGACCUGUGAUGGACUGCAUUUCUGAGGAGUGUUUGUAAAACUUCUACAGCACAAGGAGUGCUUAAGGAACUUUCUGAGGCACUUCAGUUCAUGUUAGAGCGACUUCCCGGCCCUUUGGACUGCCUGUUUACAUGACUCGAGGAGGGCUCUUACUAUCCAACUGUUUAUUACUUGUUUACUUCUGCAAAAAUCAAAGCCGGGGCGAGCACUUGCACGUGGACACAAUAAUAGAGACUAUAGCUUUUCACCAAAGCCUUUUUCUUUUUCUUUUUUAACUUAGCGUAUACGGCGGUGCCUUGUGUUGAAGAGGGCGUCACUAUGAAGACACUUUCCUAUGGAUGAAAACGAGUGUUUCAGCAACUCAGGCCAAAUUAAACAUAUCAGUGAAACAUUCUUUCAGUUUCCAUUCAACUGCAGUGUCUGCCUUAAAAAGCACCCUCAGUUUACUCAGCAAAAACUUGAUGCCAUUGCAGUGACAAACUUGUGUAGAAAGUGUAUUCUCUCAUAGCAAUAAUAAUAAUACUAAUAAUAAUAAUGAUGAUAAUAAUAAUGAUAAUAAUAAUGAAACACAUAUUGAUUUUCCCCUCAUUUCCUUUAUAUAGACAUAUUAAUCAUUAAAAAAAUACAAUGCUGGAAAUGUAUGAAUGCUUAAUAUGUUGUAUUUAUAAAAGUAAUAUGGUGCAGAAUAUCUGACCAAACAAAUUGAAUUGUAUUUAUAUCGGUUUUUGUGUCCCUUUGAAAGGGUCCGCGCGUUGUGUUACGCAGUUGUUUCUGCCAAAUGUUCUAACAAAGAAAUCCUUUGAGAUUGUUUUCCUAAUUAAAUAUUUUACAUACAUUUUAUGUACAAAAAAUAAAGUGGCAAUAUGAAAACGUGUAGUUACACUCACUGUUUGAGGGAAUUCAUCAUGUAAACAGCUGUUAUUGAGUUGUUUUGCUCCUCGUUCAGCACCUGCAGCAGACUCGUAGAGCGUUUGCGUGCCGACGUGUGUGCGUUUGUUGGGUUUGUUUGGUUAGUGUUUCCCAUCAGGCAGUGGUCAGUUCCGAGGUAAUAUUUUGACAAACUAUGAAAUAACCCGACUUCACAGACAGUUCCCAUUAUUACUGAGCUGCAGGCUAAACUUUUAUGUUUUCCCUGUUACACUUUUAUAAUGAUGCUUUUGUUUGCGUGGGCAUACCUUCCGUUGUCUCGCUGACGAUCAUUAUCCCCGGGAUUUACGACCAAACUCUGACUCAUCCAAGUAAUUAGCUGUUAUGACAGUAGCGUUUGAACGAAGAGCAGCAUUUAUUGCCACGGAAGCUUGCUGGGUUGGGCUAUUCAAUCUAAAAUAUUUUGUUUUAUUAUGUUUUUUUUUUUAUUUACCAGAAACAACAAACAAACAAACAAACAAUACUAGUGUCUAUAAAAGAAAUCAGCUAAUUAGCAUUACUUUCAUUUAGUUUAUAUUCACUUGCUCCAUUGCACCUUCGCUUGUUAGGGGGAACCACACUCAUUUGUCCCGGCUCUUAUCCGCACCAAAGUCUUGUUCUUCCUGCCUCAUUAAACUUAAUAUUAACGAGCCCUGUGUGAAUCUGUGGACAUUAACAGACAAACACGGGGUUAGCGUCCCGUUUUAUGGAGCUGCGGGGCGAGUUAGGAGGCUAAAAGGUCCCUGUAACUCACUGCAAUUAUGAGCGCAGUUUACAAGUACUAGUUUGGCUUUGAUGUGAUGAGGAAACUGUUUUAAAAAGGCAGCAACAUAUUUAUGAGGUUCCCCUUUAAUCAGACCAAGGCAGAGAGGCCAGUAAGACAGGCAGAGGGGAGGAGCUCAUAUUGGGAAGCGGUCGUCCUAAUGAAGUGCAGAUUGGCAGGAGAGGCUCACUUGAGAAACAUCAAGAUUGUGGUGCUGGCAGGUGACGGUGGCGAGUUCUGUAAAUGAUCUUUUUGCAGUUUGGGGAGCUGUUAUAGUCUCUACUGGAGAUGGGUGUUUGUGAAUACAACUGUUUUGUGAUGUUUUCUCAACACAACACAUGACUACAUACGUCAUGUGCUUGUCUCCAACCUCCUCUAGUGGCUGUUUUGCAAUAUCACACCAUGGGAAAACAUUUUUUUUGUUUCCCUUAUAGUUUGCAGCAGACAAAAAAACAAAAACAGAUACUGAGAAAUGCAUACUAUAAACUGCCGAUGAAAACUAACACGAGUUUGUGCAGGAGCUUAUCUUACUGUAUGAUCACGUAUGUUAUAGUCAUUAACCUGGUUUACUUGUUUAAUUCAAGUUAAUUGAUUUGGUACAAAUAACAACUAUAAUAAAUGCAAUUUAUCGUG
Solea senegalensis (Senegalese sole) is the source of this 3239-nucleotide messenger RNA. RefSeq names its product muscle segment homeobox 2b (gene msx2b). Gene Ontology annotation, biological process: regulation of transcription by RNA polymerase II; embryonic morphogenesis. Gene Ontology annotation, cellular component: nucleus. NCBI's taxonomy places the organism in Eukaryota, Metazoa, Chordata, Actinopteri, Pleuronectiformes, Soleidae. The coding region runs from base 106 to 930 and encodes 274 amino acids. The record is from RefSeq and is a predicted model, not a curated record. Gene Ontology annotation, molecular function: RNA polymerase II transcription regulatory region sequence-specific DNA binding; DNA-binding transcription factor activity, RNA polymerase II-specific. The transcript has 2 exons.